Symbiodinium necroappetens is the source of this 1893-nucleotide messenger RNA. The record is from the annotation of a GenBank genome assembly. Lineage: Eukaryota; Dinophyceae; Suessiales; Symbiodiniaceae.
AUGACCCAAUCCGCCGACACGCCGAUCGAGCGCUUCAAGCGCGCCACCGCAGCCACCUUGCGAUCGAUUGCUCGCGACGCGGAGCUGACCGUCGGAUUCAGUGGAAGCCAGCCGGGCCAGCCCCCGGCGCAGUCGCAGGAGACGACCGAAGUCCGGCUGCCGCUGCCGAGCCGCGACCUGCCGUUGGAAGAGGUGCUGCUGGCCCGCGGCGAGUGCGACGCGGCGGCGCUCAGACAGCGCUAUCACAAUGAAAAGGUGCACGGACGCAGCCGCCCGCACGAACAGGUCGCUCGAGAGAUCUACGACGCGGUUGAGCAGGCCCGCUGCGAGGCGCUGGGUGCCCGGCGGAUGGCGGGCUGCGCCAUGAACCUGGAUGCGGUUCUGGACGACCGCUACCGGGCGCGGGGAUACGAUCGCAUCCGCUCGCGCGAAGAAGCCCCGCUGUCGGAGGCGCUGCGGCUGCUGGCCCGCGAAGCGAUGACCGGAGAAGCGCCGCCAGCCGCCGCCCGAACUCUGGUCGAGGUCUGGCGACAGGCGCUCGACCCCCGCAUCCUGCAGGAGCUGCACGACCUCAAGUCGGUGAUCGGCGACCAAAGCGCCUAUGCCAAGGCCGUCCGCCAGAUGAUCGCCGAUCUGGACCUGGAAGCGACCAGCGACGAGGAACUGGAGGACGACGAACAGGAAGACGAAGGCGGCGAAGAUCAGUCGGAAGAGACUCCGGAUCAGAUGCGCGGCGAGGGCGGCGAGCAAGACAGCGGUGAAAGCGCCGCGGCCAGCGACGGCGAGCAAGCCGAUCUAUCCGACGCGGAGGCCGCGGAUCAGGAGGUGGCGGAAGCCGACGGCGAGAUGAUGGACGGAGCCGCCGACGAACAGCCCGGCCAACCGGGCCGCCGCCCGGAACACGACCGCCGCAACGCGCCCGAAGACGAGCUGUACCACGCCUUCUCCACCAAGCAUGACGAGGUGGUCGAGGCGCCCGACCUCUGCGAUCCCGAUGAACUGACGCGGCUGCGCCAGAUGCUGGAUCAGCAGCUCAACCACAUGCAGGGUGUGAUCGCGCGGCUGGCAAACCGGCUGCAGCGCCGUCUGAUGGCAAAGCAGACCCGGGCCUGGGACUUCGAUCUCGAAGAAGGCUUGCUCGAUACCGCCCGCCUGGCCCGCAUCGUCGCCAAUCCGACCCACUCUCUCUCCUACAAGAUGGAGAAGCAGACGGACUUCCGCGAUACGGUCGUCACGCUUCUGAUCGACAAUUCCGGUUCGAUGCGCGGACGCCCGAUCUCCGUGGCGGCCAUGUCGGCCGACAUCCUGGCGCGCACGCUGGAACGCUGCGGCGUCAAGGUGGAAAUUCUCGGCUUCACCACCCGCAUGUGGAAGGGUGGGCAAUCCCGGGAAUCCUGGAUCGCGGCCGGCAAACCGUCGCUACCCGGCCGCCUGAACGACCUGCGCCACAUUAUCUACAAGUCGGCCGACACCCCCUGGCGGCGGGCACGUCGCAAUCUCGGCCUGAUGCUGCGCGAGGGGAUCCUGAAGGAAAACAUCGACGGCGAAGCGCUGCUCUGGGCGCACAACCGCUUGCUUGCUCGGCCGGAGCAGCGGCGGAUUCUGAUGGUGAUUUCCGAUGGCGCGCCGGUCGACGACUCGACCCUUUCGGUCAAUCCAGGCAAUUACCUGGAAAAGCACCUGCGCGAGGUCAUCACCUACAUCGAAGGACGCAGCCCUGUGGAGCUGAUUGCGAUCGGGAUCGGCCACGACGUGACGCGCUAUUACCGCCGCGCCGUCACCAUCGUGGACGCAGAACAGCUCGGUGGCACCAUGCUGGAGAAGUUGGCGGAACUGUUCGACGAGGAAGGCCCUCAGACCGGUCGAGGCCCCUUGCGGCGACUGGCUGGGUAG